AUGCCUGGUUUUCUCGGAAGUGAAAAGCAGUUUCAGUCUCUGUUUGGUAAACCCAUUCUACAGAGUAGAGACGUAAAAUCGUCCUCUAAGGAACAAGAAGCUGGUGAGUGUCCAUGGAUUGAGUACUAAGUAGCUCACACACAACUUGUGUAGCUUUUGGUCCGUGAUGAAAAAUAAGGCAGCGUAAACAGUAAAUUGAACGUCAGAGCUCCAAUCUUCUUUCCGUCACUCAAGAGUUCCACGGAGCCGCUAGAUACACGUGUUAGUUACCUCAGCACCCUGACAUCUGGCUCAGCGUUUGUUGAACAAAAAGGACAAUAGUUAUCGUGCCUCACCAGUAAAAAAAAAAAGAAAGUGGUCUCUGCAAGACGCUCCCGCUUUUCGGUUGUCAUAGGGUUAAUACUUCGUGUAUUCGACUGAAAUGUUAGAUGGUUUUACCCUGAAUUUCUCCCCAGUCUCACCCUUUUCAUUCCAAAGACCACGCCCUAAAGAAAGUGAGUUGUCCCUCCUCGGUGAUGAUUUUGUUGAAAAAGUAGAAAAUGAAGUAUUAGGUAUUUUUUUGGGAGAAUUUCCGAAAAUUGCCCUCCAGAUCGUUCCUCUCACUCAAGAAAAAAAUUUUUUCGUUUUACAGGUUCAGUUAUAUGAAGAAUUCUCCAAGUCUCAGGUCAAGAAAGGUUUGGAGGAAACAGUUUCUCACAUCGAUGAAGAAAACAAAAACGAGAAAGCAAGCAAAGAUAAUCCUCACGUUUUCCAGGUUAGUAUUGAUUUCAUUCUUACUGCCAUACAACGUUUAUUUUACUUGUUUAAUUGUGAAUUUGAUCAUGGACACCAGUCUGUCCUCAGUGCUUACCACAAAUAACCUUAUGCAGUAUGAAUAUUCAUUCAAUCUGACAUGUAAAUAAUUCCCAGGCUCUUCAGUACCUGCGCAAGCUAUGCAACCACCCGCUUUUGGUGCUCACCGCCAAUCAUCCAGAAUACACCAAAGUUAUGGACCAAUUAAAUCAACAACAUGUCUCCAUCCCGGACAUUCAGCAUGCCGCCAAACUUGUUGCUCUCAAGUAAGUCAGGUUAUUUGUUAGUGUAACUUCAAGGCAUUGUGCGGUUACCAUAACAGUAAUAUUUUAACGGAUUGCUUACGGAUAGACUUUGAACUUUUGCAAGCACUCUUUUAAGACUGGCACGCCUAGAGUACCAUUGAUUUCUGAGUUUCUUAAAAAUAGGGGUUUCUUGAAUGAAACUCAUAAAAUCCCUCACCUAAUGUAAGGUCUUCUCUGUUUUCAUCCUUUCCUUGUAACCAGUUCAUAAAAACUACUGCGCAUUCUGUCACCAUGAUAGCAGCAUACUUUGCUUAGAGGUGAAAAAUGAAGUCAUUUUUUCCUAUCAAGAAUAUUCCCUCGUCAUUACAUAUGUUGGCGUUUAGGCGUUUGACCUUUAGCUGAUUGUGAAAAUAGUUUUGUUUGAUGUUCGCCUCAGGUUACUAUAGUUGAACUAAUUCUCUCUUUCUGUCUACAAAUUGAUCAACAGGCAGCUGCUGAUGGAUUGUGGGAUAGGAGUUAGCUCCUCAUCCUCAGGCUCCAGUGAUCUGUCUUCAGACCCUAUAGUGUCCCAACACCGGGUGCUGUUGUUCUGUCAGUUAAAGAGCAUGUUAGACAUCGUUGAAAAUGAUCUUCUUAAGUAAGAGCAAUCUUUUUGUUUUUUGUUUAAAUUGUUUUUUUUCGCCAUGCUGCUUGAUAUUGCUGCAUUCGUCUUUGGUUUGUCCAUUUGACAAUUAACCAGAACAAGACUCUAUGUGUACUUGUUCGUGGGUAGUACCUCGCCGCUACGUCUCAUGUUGUCGCUGUGGUGAUCGAACACGUUUAAAACAGUUUAUAUUUGUACGACGUGUUGCAAGGACAAAGUAUCAUUUUAUCAAACUUUCUUCAUUUAACACGAAGUGAAUUGUCGGAGAAGCUGGUAAAUCUUCUCAUUAAUAUUCAGCCUUUGGGAGUGGAAAGAUGUAAAGGUUUGAAACUUAGCCUGCUUCUUAUAUUCAGUUUGCUUUAUUCACGCAGAAAACAUAUGCCUACAGUGACAUACCUCAGACUAGAUGGAAGUACGCCUGCGGGCUCGCGUCACUCGCUCGUACAAAGGUAAGAUUUCUUUCAUUUGAGAUUUUUCGGUUCCGCUUAUUGGCCAUGGUCCAAUAUCUCGCGGAACAAAGGGAGGAAACGAUGGUCUGGUAUCCAAACAAUAUUACAAGACAACCUACGACAUAUAACCUAUACACACAAUUCCCGUAUUCGGUGCACGCCUCCCCCUAGAUAUCGUCUCGACAUUAGCAUACGUAAUUAAUCGUCACAACUAUAUGACAAGUACAUGACAUUUUCACAAGUAUGCCAUACCUAGACUGCUAUGCUACAGAUGGCUUCUCCACGAACAAAUCAUUGCCAGGUUUCUGUGAUGCACCCUGAAUGGGCCGACUGGUAACGAUUUUCUGCUUUCAACGCAUUUUUUGGAUAAUAAACGCGACGUUUAACAGCUUUUCUGUUACUUAGAGACUUAUUUUAUCCUCAGAUUUAACAACGAUCCUUCAAUCGACAUUCUAUUGUUGACGACACAUGUUGGAGGACUGGGAUUGAAUUUGACUGGUGCCGAUACGGUCAUCUUUGUGGAGCACGACUGGAACUCAAUGAAGGACCUACAAGUACGUAACCACAACCUUUUGAACCUGUCCCCUCCCCCCUGUAUAUUCCGAUUUUCACCAACUUUGCUCAAGCUUUGUUUUUGGUAGAUGCGAUCAGUUGCCUUUUCUUGAUUGCUUCGAUCCUUUUUGUAGGCCAUGGACCGAGCUCAUCGUAUUGGACAGAAGAAGGUUGUAAACGUGUACAGAUUGAUUACACGGGGAACACUCGAGGAAAAGAUUAUGGGGUAGGUUUUAAAGCAGCACUAUUUGAAUCAUACAGCACAGUGCAAAUAGGUUUUUACGUUACACUCUCGACGAGAAACCUCCUUCUUUAAGCCAUUUAGAUAUCCUGAGAUAGGACUAACAUUAACGCUCGUUAAGUUUUUUCCGAAAGCGGGUGACGCCAGAAAACUCAGCUUCUCAAACGUUUUUUCACUUUUUUUUAAUGUAAGUAUCUCACUUGCCCAUUGACGCAGCGGUAAAAGUUUAUUUAUGAAGGAAUAACGUCUAAUAAACAAUUAUUCCACGAGCGCCCGUUGGAUAAGACUUCCGAUUUAACUCGUCUUCAUGCGCGCGCGUGAUGACUCAUAACUCAUGAUGGCGAAGCCAAUGAAAACUCUUAAAUUGCAUUAUCCAAUGAUCCAGUUUUUAAUAACAACUUGUCGUCAGCUUUCCAAUUUCCCGAAGGUGGAUAGAACAAUCAACAUCUCUUUCGCGUCUUCCUUUGUUCUCAAACUUAUGAAAGACAUUCUCAUUGUCCGCUCGUUUCUAAACCUAAUUGUCAAGUGAUAACAUACUAUACACUUAGAUAUUUUAUAAAUUGAGUCUUCAAGUCGGACAUUUUUUUUCUGUUAGACUCCAGAAGUUUAAACUGAACAUCGCUAACACAGUGAUCUCGCAAGACAACUCAAGCCUAUUGACCAUGGAUACUGGACAACUCCUGGAUCUCUUUUCAGUCGACCAAGAAAAGAAGAGAGAAAAACCAAGUGCACAACAGUCGAAUGCGACUGGGAAGACUUCGCUCAAAACUAUGAUUGAAAAUUUGGGAGAGCUAUGGGACGAGGAACAAUAUGAAACAGAAUACAAUUUAGACAACUUCAUUGGUUCGCUGAAGUGAAAAAUAGUAUGCGUCAUUUUGGGAUAGAUGAUCGUCAGGUUGAAAACCUGGCCCUAUGUCUGUGUUGGUAGAGGCGAAGUUGUUCUGGUCAUUGAAGUUUACCUUGGAGCAGCCAUAAAGAUUCAAAAAGGAGAACCGAGGUUAAUCGUAAGGUUAAACACCUUCUUGGGUCGUUGCCCCGCAUUUUGCGAAAGGAAGUUGGAAAUUCAAACAUUGCUCAGGAAGUUUCUUCAACAGUUUAUGAAGUGACAAAGAGAACAAGUAAGGAAACAGACAACCAAAACAAAUUUUGAUUUGACAUUCUCAAAUUAAAAAUGCCUCAGAAAAUUGACGAUGAUGUACACAUUUUGUAAGUAGUAGGCUGGAUUUCAUAAAGUUAGCUCGCGUUUGCAUAUUAUUAAAAUAACAAGAACACAUUCAGAUUGAUUUGAACGCAGCUAGCGUAUAUUCGGGCAUUGGACGUCGCGCUCCAGGAAAGACACUUUCCUUUGUUUGUGAUUCAGAUCAAAUUCCCGCUUACGAAACGAAACAUUUUUGGUGAUGUCAAUCAGGCAUGUGGUGGAAUAAAGGUUUUCACUUUGUUAUAGUUGUAUUGUUUUGUUCCUUUUUUCCGUUAUGUCAAAGCUAGGAGAAGGAGAGGACUGUUGGUGGUUUUUAUUAAUAGACCGGUCAUCACAGUUCUCCUGAACAGUGAACAAAAUCAAGAACUUCUUUUUUGUGAUAAGUACCCGAAGUAUCCGUUUGAAUCUUCAAUAAGAAUGGCUACAAUCUAAGCAUUUGGAUGUUAAGUUCAAAAACUUCUACUCGAUUAGGAAUAAAGACUCGAUGAAUCCCAGUUAAACAAUGACUAGACCCGGGUAGGGUGGGGAACUGUUUAGUCGCAGGGAUGCACAAAAGGUUAAGGGAGGAUUUUGGAAUGUGUUCCAAUUAACGAACGAAUUUAGCGAAUCUAAGCAGUCCAAAUCAAAGUUUACUCUAAGGUCACCAAGCGUAGAAUAAGGUGGGAAUAUUUAGAACGGUCGUGAAAAUAACACGAAAACAAAAACUUCAAGAAGACAGAAUCCUGACUCGGCGCAUUACGCUCUCUCUGUGAUCCAAAUAGACUUGAACUCUUUUAAAAUUGUAAAUAAAGGGUUAAAUUACUGUCGUGAUCAAAUAAUUUUCGAGGGGAGACAAAAAGACUGAUAUCAUCAAGGUUAUUUCCCUCACUCCACCCUUCCCCCCCCUCCGAUUUGUCUGGCCCUUAACCGGUUAUGAUAGGCAACAUUCGCGAUCGCACAAAAUGCUUUCUUGCGCUGUCUUAUGACUGAGAGACGUGAAACCCUUACUACUCCGGCAACAGCACAAAGGCAAGCGGCCGAGCCACUAAGACAUGACACGAAAUAAACACGACUAAGAGGAAAACUGAAUUUUGCAUGUACAUUAUUAACAGAUAAUCACUUUUUUUCUCGUACAAUUU
This is a messenger RNA of Pocillopora meandrina, 5238 nucleotides long. NCBI's taxonomy places the organism in Eukaryota, Metazoa, Cnidaria, Anthozoa, Scleractinia, Pocilloporidae. The record is from the annotation of a GenBank genome assembly.